Capsella rubella is the source of this 1350-nucleotide messenger RNA. Its product is annotated as probable UDP-3-O-acyl-N-acetylglucosamine deacetylase 2, mitochondrial. Lineage: Eukaryota; Viridiplantae; Streptophyta; Magnoliopsida; Brassicales; Brassicaceae. Gene Ontology annotation, biological process: lipid A biosynthetic process. Bases 140 to 1129 code for a protein of 329 amino acids. The transcript has 7 exons. The record is from RefSeq and is a predicted model, not a curated record.
AGUAAAGUACCCCUUAUUUGUUUCUUGAUCCCGGUUUAGAAGCUUACUCACACUUAUCAAUCCCGGUUUAGAAGCUUACUCAUACUUAAACUUAAAUCAAUGACCCGGUUAGGUUAACAUUAAUCCGACGUCCAAAUCAAUGAGACUCUCCGUCACCGUCAAAGCCAAUAAGCCGUCGUUUCUCAUCUCUUGGAUCCGAUUCUCCUCCACGGCGUCGUCGUCGUCGUCACCGGCAGUCUCUUUGAAUCCGAGUGGACGAUUACAGCAAACUCUUGCGGGAUCUGUGGAGGUGAAAGGGAAAGCUCUGCAUUCCGGUAAGGUUUCGAAGGUGAAGCUAAUCCCGGAGAUCACCGGAGCUGGUAGAUAUUUCGAGUUUCGAUCCAAGUUCAUCCCUGCGUCAAUUGAAUUUGCUCAGGAGUCGCCUCUUUGCACUACGCUGUUGAAAGAUGAGCUCAAAAUCCGAACAAUCGAGCAUUUGUUAUCAGCUCUUGAGGCGAAGGGAGUUGAUAAUUGCAGGAUUCAAAUCGAGAGCGAACGUUCAGAUGAUCGAGAAGUCGAGGUCCCUAUCUUUGAUGGAUCAGCUAAAGAAUGGGUCGAAGCGAUCGAAGGAGUUGGCAUAAAGGUGGCUCAAAACCAUGUUGGUGAAAGUAUGGAGAAGAUGGUAGCACAUGUGAACAAGCCUGUGUACGUUUGCAAGUACGAUUCUUUUGUUGCUGCAUUUCCUGCUCUAGAGACUCGCAUUACUUGUGGUAUCGACUUCCCACAGGUGCCUGCUAUAGGCUGCCAAUGGUUUUCUUGGAGACCUGUCCAUGAGUCUUCUUUUGCAAAGGAUAUCGCACCAUCAAGAACCUUCUGUGUCUAUGAAGAGGUGGAGCGCAUGCGUGAAGCAGGGCUCAUUAAAGGAGGUUCUCUAGAUAACGCCAUCGUUUGUAGUGCCAAGCAUGGAUGGAUGAACCCUCCUCUGCGAUUUGAUAAUGAAGCAUGUCGACAUAAGAUCCUUGACAUAAUUGGUGACCUCUCCCUUGUAGCACAAGGUGGAAAUGGAGGACUUCCCGUGGCUCACAUAGUCGCAUAUAAGGCGGGUCAUACACUGCACACUGACUUAGCACGUCAUCUCACCAUCGACUAAAGAAUAUGUGGUCGUUGUGAACCAUAUUCCGCAUAAGUUAUGAUCCUUUCUGUUUUGGUUUUUGGUUUCAUUUUCGAAAGAUCAACCCAAUAUGGGGGUUUUAGCUCAAUCGAGUUUCAAUACUUUGAAUACAUUAAUUGUUAAACAAAGUAAAUACACAUUUGAUCGUUGUUUCCAUUGUAAGGUUCAGUUUAUUUCCCAAGUUUUUCCUAAUUCACUAU